GAUAUAUACUGCUGAUAUACCCUCAGGCUUUCGCCAGCAUACAGCUUCUUCGCUUCCAUAAAGUUAGUCCCAAUCUGGGCGCUCCUCAGGAGUUUCACCAUGAUUAUGCGAAUAUGUUCGUUGGGUUGCAUAAUACUUUCGCUGGCAAGCUGGCGAAGUGUACAGGGCUCUCGAAGUGAGGAAGACACAUUCAUAGGGUGGCAGGGCGAGCAAUAUGCUGCCUUCCACACGAGCACGGCCAGUGACGAGGUCAUCGGCGAGGGCAGCCUCUUCAGCUUGAAUGAGACCGCGCGGCCAGCAUGGAUUCAGACCAUCAGCUACAAGCCUCGGGCGAUGGUGUACCACAACUUCCUGUCGGACCGGGAGUGCAGGCACAUCAUUGACCUGGCGCAUGCACAGAUGAAGCGGUCCACCGUGGUCGGCAGCAAGAACGCGGGUGUUGUGGACGAUAUCCGCACAAGUUAUGGAACUUUCUUGAGGCGCCACCAGGAUCCCGUAAUUGCGGCCAUUGAGCAUCGACUAGCGCUCUGGUCGCACCUGCCUGCAUCACACCAGGAGGACAUGCAGGUUCUCCGCUACGGGCCCACCAACAAGUACGGGCCCCACAUUGAUGGGCUAGAGCGCGUGGCGACAGUUCUCAUUUACCUCGUCGAGCCUGACUAUGGUGGCGAGACGGCGUUCACGGAAAGCGUGUGGAGCCAUCCGGAGCUUCAGGGCCAGGCAGAGCGCGCCAACCUCUCGCAGUGCGCGCGCGGCCGCGUGGCCUACAAACCCAAGCGUGGCGACGCACUCAUGUUCUUUGACACCAUGCCCGAUUACAAGCAGACCGACGUGCACAGCAUGCACACGGGGUGUCCCGUGGUGGAGGGUGUCAAGUGGAACGCGGUCAAGUGGCUGCACGGCACACCGUUCCGAGGCGACGAGUAUGAGCGCGCUCUCAAGGAGCCCUUCAAGCCGCUGCCGGACCCGGGCAUUUGUGCCAACCUCCAUGAGAUGUGCGAGACCUGGGCCUUGCAGGGCGAGUGCAAAAACAACCCAGGCUUCAUGAUUGGGGCAGGAGCAUCCAUGGGGUCAUGCCGCCUGGCGUGCAACGACUGCGAGAGGUGCGCUGAGGGCGACAUGGACUGCUACCGCCGCAACCGGGAUAGCGGCGGAUUUUUAAAUUUUGAUGAGUCGGAGCUGAAGGGCAUCUAGAUUCUGUUGGUCGUGUAUGGUAAUGUGCAUGCGGCUGUAAUCACAGCAGAGCAGGGGUGUAGUAACCGUGCGCGCGUGCAUAGCCCGCAUUGUAAAACUGCCAUGUGUUAUCUAGUAGUGACCGUUUGCCAGGUCGGCGUGCAUGUGCGUAGCGGAGGGGGCGAACAAGGCCACGUGGAGGAGGAGAGCGCGGCGCGCGGUUGGUGUCUGGUUAGGGGCUUUGCUGGCGAGCAUAGCGCCGCGCAGUGUGUGGUAGGCCGCAGCAGUGAGGAGAGUUGUGGCUAGAGGGUUUCCUGCUGUUUGAUUGAUUGCUGGCUGUGCCUGUGCCUGUACGAACCGACCCCUGGAGAUGCGGUAGACGCUUGCGGCCUCAGCAGGCUAGAGACGUGGCACUUUUCCAACUAUCUUGUCCGGUACUCCCGACUCCGUCCCGAGACAGCCGCCGACAGCCUCUGACUCCCAGUGGCAAGUUGGACGCCGGCGUUCGACCAGCCAU
Molecule: messenger RNA, 1690 nt
Organism: Chlamydomonas reinhardtii
Lineage: Eukaryota; Viridiplantae; Chlorophyta; Chlorophyceae; Chlamydomonadales; Chlamydomonadaceae
Exons: 12
Coding region: 100-1194 (364 amino acids)
Biological process (GO): peptidyl-proline hydroxylation to 4-hydroxy-L-proline
Cellular component (GO): endoplasmic reticulum
Molecular function (GO): procollagen-proline 4-dioxygenase activity; L-ascorbic acid binding; iron ion binding
Source: RefSeq, a predicted model, not a curated record